UUCCUAGCCCGUCAACCAACCGAGCCAUCUAAUCCCGCUGCACCCGGCGUCCCGAUGAAGGUGAGGGAGGAGGCGUCACGUCGCUCCCUGUCGCACCUGUAGCCCCCCCUUGUUGUCAACGCACACCUCCCACGCCCCCCUCCCCCCUCGCGGCCCCCCGAGAGGAGGAGGACCGACACCCGGACGGCGACAAGGUCAGUGUGACUAACAGCGCGCGGAGCUAGCCGCGGCUAACCGCGUUUACCGUCAGCGCGUUAAAACAACCUGUCGCGUCCGCAGCGCCGCGUGCGCCCGGUGCAGUUGUCAAGGAUGAAGGCGCUCCCGGUGCUGUCCCUGCUCCUCUGCGUGUGCUCCGUGUUCUUCGUGGGCAUCUACCUGUUCGUGGGCGGCUUCCUGCUCGUGCGGCUGGAGGUGAACAGGACGAGCACCUGCGGGGACGUGCUGCAGCCCGGCGGCGGGGAGCCGUCGGCGGCGGCGGCGGCCGACUUCUGCCGCGCGCGGCCGCGCUUCCGCAGGGCUGUGCUCCUCGUCGUCGACGCCCUGCGGAUCGACUUCGCCCGCUUCGACGCGCGCAACGCGGCGCCGCGACCGCACGAGAACAAGCUGCCCGUGCUGCAGGAGGCGGCCGCGGCCCGGCCGGCCCACGGCCGCCUGUUCCCCUUCCGCGCCGACCCGCCCACCACCACCAUGCAGCGGAUCAAGGGCUUCACCACCGGCUCCCUGCCCACGUUCGUGGACGUGGGCAACAACUUCGCGUCCAGCGCCAUCCUGGAGGACAACCUCAUCCACCAGUUCGGGCAAGCGGGCAAACGCGUGGUGUUCAUGGGCGACGACACCUGGGAGAGUCUGUUUCCCAAGAAGUUCCACCGCUCUCUGCCCUUCCCGUCUUUCAACGUCAAGGAUCUGCACACGGUGGACAACGGCAUCCUCCAGCACCUCUACACCACCAUGAUGGGCGGUGACUGGGACGUCCUGGUCGCUCAUUUCCUCGGAGUGGAUCACUGCGGUCACAGGUUCGGUCCCGACCACCCGGCCAUGGCGGACAAGCUCACCCAGAUGGACGGAGUCAUCAGGGCCGUGAUUGACCGUCUGCAGAACGACACCCUCCUGGUGGUGAUGGGAGAUCACGGGAUGACAGACACCGGAGAUCACGGCGGAGAGAGUCAUAAGGAGACCGACGCCGCCCUCUUCCUCUACAGUCCCGCCCCACUGUUUCCCGGACCCCCGUCACAGAGUGAACCAGAUGUGGUGCCCCAGACCGACCUGGUGCCCAGUCUGGCUCUGUUGCUCGGAGUUCCCAUCCCAUACAGCAGCGUGGGGCAAGUUCUCCUGCCCUUGUUCCCUCCCCACGGGCAGACGGAUGGUGCAGUGGGAGGUCUCAGCCAGCUGGAGGCGCUGUGGAUCAACGCAAAACAGGUAAACCGUUUCCUGGAGACGUACUCUGGCAUGGCCAAAGACAUUCCGCCAGAGAACCUCUCACAGCUGAAGGAUGAAUUCUCCCGCCUCUCCUCCGAGUACCUCGCCACGGUCGGAGAGGGUCGGCCGCCCUCCCCGGAGCUGGCCGCCUCGCUGCAGGCCUACCUCACCUCCGUCAGGGACACCUGCAGGGCCACCUGGGCUCGCUUCAACCCGCUCAAGAUGGCGGCGGGCUUAGUCAUCCUGGCAUUCGCCUGCCUGACGUGUUUCAUCCUGUCCGAGCUGUCUCUGACGCUGAUCAGGGAGGACGGCCGCGGACUGAAGGGCCCAGUGGUUACGGCUCUGGCCGCAGCGGUGUGUGUGGCCGCGGGUCAGCUGCUCACGCAGGGCUACGUCGAGGUGGCGUGGUGCCUGGCGGCUGCUGCCCUCAGCUCCGAACUCUUAUUCCUCUGGACGGCUUAUCGAUCCAGAGUCACUGCGGUGUCAAAGAAUGGAUCCAAAGCUCUGAAGUUUGCUAGCUGGCUGACUCCCCGUCAGCUCCUCACCCCCCCGCUCUUGGUUCCGCUCCUCCGCUGUGCCUCCCUGCUCUCGGACAGCUAUGUGAUCGCCGAGGGCCGGGUGGUGACCUUCCUCUUGUUCUCUCUGGCGCUCUACAUUCCCUUCCAUCUCAACUGGGACGGCCUACUUCUGCCUCCCAGCCACGACCCUCUGAAGUCCGCCGGGCUGCUGCCCUCCCCGCACCUGUCUCCGUCGACCGUGAGGAAAGAGAGCGGCACCCUCCUGGGCUGUGUGGGACUCCUCAUCGGCAGCCUCUACCUCUCCCUGUCCUUUCACGGCUGUCGGGAGGAGCAGGGCGCCUGCCAGCCUUCGCCGUUCCUCUCGCCUCUCUCGCGGUUGCAGGACAGCCAGCUGAAGAACCUCCACUACGUGCUCUCCGUCUUCUCCCUGGGCGUGUGGACAUAUCUGCUGCGACGCUGCCUCCGCCACUACGGUAACCUCAACUCCUCCGGCGGGGCGGUGUUUGUGGCCCGCUGGAUCUUGCCGCUGCUGUCCGUGUGCCUGGGGCUCCACUGGGCCGUUAGUGCCACGCCAGAGGACAGCUUCAGGAAUCUGGCCGAGCUGAUCAGCCUGGCCCAGCUGUCUCUCCCCAGGGCCGCCUUCUGUCUCUUGGGGCUGGGGCUGUUCCUCAUCUGGCUCGACCCCCUCACCGUGUUCAUAAAAACCAGGGCCGCGGCUUCGGCCAGGAAUUCCGCGCUGCCCCCGCCCCGCUAUCGGGCCAGCACCGGCAUCAGCCCCCAGGCCGAGCUGCACCACCUCAUCCCCCAGAUCUACCAGCGCAUGCGCCGUUCCCUGGACGACGGCGGCAGCAGCGGGGAGCUGAGCGGGGCCGGCGAGGUGGACAGCAGGCCUGCCGUGGAGGCCUACGGUCUGGGAACCGUGUACUCUGCCCCGCUGCUGCUCUUCUGCGGCCUGCUGGGAAUCGGCCUGCUGCUGCUGCACCCGGAGGGCAUGGCCCUGUCCUUCCUCCUGCUGCUGCUGGAGAUGGGGGCUCUGCUUCACAUCCACGCCUCCUCCACCACCCUCAAAGGCCUACAUGGAACAUACUCUGGUGGCUUCAAAGUGCCCUGGGCUCCUAUAGUGAUGUGGGCUUUGGCCGCCACCCAGUUCUUCCACGCCACGGGUCACCUCCCCACCUUCCCCUCCAUCCAGUGGGGUGCUGCCUUCGUGGGGUUCCCAGACGGACACACUGGCACAAUACUGCCCGCCUCACUCGUCACCCUCAACACCUUCGCCUCACACAUCUUGUUUGCAGUGGCUUGUCCACUGCUGCUGCUCUGGCCCCUGGUGUGCGAGGUGCGUGGCAGCAGAGGAGGAGGAGGAAGAGCAGCGUGUGGCGAUGAAGGGGAGGACGCUGUGAUGGAGAUGAGGCUGAGAGAAAACCCGCAGCUGUUCAGCUCCGCUCUGCUGCAACUGUCAACGCGCUACCUCUUCAUUCACGGAGCACAGGUCUUCGCCUCAGUCAGUGCGGCCGCCAUCCUCAGGAGACACCUAAUGGUGUGGAAGGUGUUCGCACCCAAGUUAAUGUUUGAGGCCUCCGGGUUCCUGGUGAGCAGCGUGUCUCUGCUGAUCGGGGUCACACUGGUGUUGCGGGUGGACGUCGCCGUGGGACGCUGGUUCAAGAGAAUUAUCCCCGAUGUAGCCAGGUAGCGACGGCUAUACACGGAAACAUUGCCAUUGGUGUCUAACAUACUGAUUCCCCCGCCUCUUACUGUACAGUAACUCUACAUUGAGGGCUACAGUACGUUGUGCAUCACUGACACUGAGGCCCCGCCUCCUCUCUCAGCCAGAGGGACUGAAGGGGUUAUCUCGUCUUGGACCGACCAAACUCUGAUGAACUUUUAUACUGUGUUUUCUUGGACAAACCCCGUAAAACCACCUCACUAAGGUUGACGGGGAUUUAAAGGCCUUUUGAAGGUCCAGAGUUGUUUUUAUGAUUAUGCCAAGAACUGUAGUUUCUGAAUGUUUAUCUCAAAAAGUCCUGUUGUUUUAACUCAUGCUCUCCAAAGAGCCAGAAAGUCUAAGCAAGUGGUUCAUAAAAGCCUCACUAAACUACAAACGGUUUACACUAUCUUACACACCUUGUCGCAGCUGGAUAAGAACCUCCAGUAUUUCAAAAUUGGCCUUUUUUUUCACACCUCAUAACUGAGGCUGAUGUCACACUUAUGUGCAACAGAGUGACCAAAGUGACAAGUUUUACUGUGAUGAAAAAAGCAGCCAAUGAAGCAAGACUUUUCCAUUUAGGGAAAAUUGACAAUUAAAUUUCAUCUUCAGCCAUUUGGAUGAUUUCUUAUUUUUUCCCCCACAGUGAUGUGCAACUAAUGAGCAGGUGAAUGUUAAACGACUCAUUGCAGAAACGGAACCACAACGUCUGGAGCUACUUUAUUAUCAAUUCGCAAGCAGGUCAAAUCCAUCUGGCAAAAAUCCAUCCAAGUGCAUUAUAGCAUGUCAUCUAAAGGGGCAGUAAGCGAUUUUUCUGUCUUUCUUUUGUAUAUUUCUGUGCACACACAAAAGUGACAGCUAACGGACGGUGAAGAAAUAUUUUUUACAAAACGUGUAUUGCUGUAGUAUCGCUUACUGCCCCUUUAAGUGUCUGCUGGAGGAAGUGUACUUGAUUUUUUUAAUGUUUUGUAUUUUCAAGAUGUUAAAACACCCAGUGCAUUUGAUUACUGCCAAUUCAUACAGUAUAACAGUUUUUUAAAUUCAUUUUUCUGAUUCCUAAUACUUAACGCCUAUUUUUUUAAUCAAGAUUGUUUUAAUCACUUCUGAUACAUUUUCUAAUCUCAAAUGAAACUUUUCUCUUAAUAUGGCCUCGCACACCUUGACCCUGGAACAGGUGCCUCGCUUUAACAAAUGCCUUUUUUUUUCAUUUUUUCUCCCUCUUUUUAUUUCCUUUUUUUCGUACAUGAUGUCAUUCCUCCCACCCAGGACCUGGGUCAGUUAAUUUAUUUCCGUGGGGACGUCCGAGUCGGUCUCCGGCGGUGAGAUCUGUUACUGUUCCGCAGCUGCAGUCAGCAGCUACGGUUCAUUAGCCUAAUGCACAAUAUCGAAGGGAUGUUGCGCUCAGGUCGAAUUAGCUCUAAUGCAAUAGCACUGCAUUCCUCAGGCCGUUAUACGGGAGCGAUUGGUCACUCAGAGCCGCUGCUGUAGUGAGGUCGGCUCGAGUGAUGGUUUGGCUCGGUUGUGUGUGAUGACGGGGAACUUAAUUAUUUUUCUGUUUCUUCUGUUUUUAGAAUGUUUAAUAUAUAAAUAACUGAUUGAUAAAAAAUCAUUUUACAUUCUGUGGAGAAGAAAAAUGUAAUAAAACUUUUGUACAUGA
Messenger RNA from Scophthalmus maximus (turbot), 5293 nucleotides. It is a transcript of the gene pigo, whose product is annotated as phosphatidylinositol glycan anchor biosynthesis, class O. Gene Ontology annotation, cellular component: endoplasmic reticulum membrane. Gene Ontology annotation, molecular function: mannose-ethanolamine phosphotransferase activity. The transcript has 11 exons. Bases 310 to 3624 code for a protein of 1104 amino acids. Gene Ontology annotation, biological process: GPI anchor biosynthetic process. NCBI's taxonomy places the organism in Eukaryota, Metazoa, Chordata, Actinopteri, Pleuronectiformes, Scophthalmidae. The record is from RefSeq and is a predicted model, not a curated record.